Messenger RNA from Prunus armeniaca (apricot), 237 nucleotides. NCBI's taxonomy places the organism in Eukaryota, Viridiplantae, Streptophyta, Magnoliopsida, Rosales, Rosaceae. The record is from the annotation of a GenBank genome assembly.
AUGAGACCACAAACUACUGUUCAGUAUGUUCCUCGUAAAGCUAAUGGAACUGCUCACCGGCUUGCUCAUUUUUGUCUUCGUGAAUUAGCCUAUCAUUUUGGAUGGAUGAGUGCCCUCCUUGACUACUCAUGGAUUGCAUUCAAGAUGAUUGUCCUUCUCUGCAUUCCUUUCCUUGAUUCAAUUGUUUUAACAAGACCACUUCAAUACAUGCUGACUCUAUUGUUCUUGAUUAUUUGA